Messenger RNA from Colias croceus (clouded yellow), 2216 nucleotides. RefSeq names its product TOM1-like protein 2. Gene Ontology annotation, biological process: signal transduction. Gene Ontology annotation, molecular function: phosphatidylinositol binding; clathrin binding; ubiquitin binding. Bases 74 to 1588 code for a protein of 504 amino acids. The transcript is spliced from 13 exons. Gene Ontology annotation, cellular component: membrane; endosome. NCBI's taxonomy places the organism in Eukaryota, Metazoa, Arthropoda, Insecta, Lepidoptera, Pieridae. The record is from RefSeq and is a predicted model, not a curated record.
UUAUGACAAAGUGACAAGUGAAAUCGGUGAAAAAUAUUGAUAAAUACAAGAAUUAAUUAAAUAAAAAACAAAAAUGUCUUUCUUUGGAGUGGGAAACCCUUUUGCUACGCCGGUUGGUCAAAAAAUAGAACAAGCUACUGAUGGCUCCCUUCCUUCAGAGAACUGGGCUCUUAACAUGGAAAUAUGUGAUAUUAUAAAUAGUAGUACAGAUGGGCCUAAGGAUGCAAUAAAGGCGAUAAGAAAAAGACUAACACAAAGUGCUGGAAAAAACUAUACCAUUGUGAUGUACACUUUGACUGUACUUGAGAGUUGUGUAAAGAAUUGUGGAAAGCCUUUCCACAUCUUGGUUUGCAACAAAGAGUUUAUAUCUGAGCUGGUAAAACUAAUUGGCCCCAAGAAUGAUCCGCCAACAGUUGUACAGGAGAAAGUCCUUAGUCUCAUACAAUGCUGGGCGGAUGCUUUCCAGAACCAAUCUGAAUUACAGGGUGUAGUACAAGUGUACAAUGAAUUACGGACUAAAGGUGUUGAGUUCCCGAUGACCGAUUUGGACGCCAUGGCACCUAUAUUUACACCGCAGAGAAGCAUAAAUUUUCAGAGUGUACCAGAUAGCGGAGAGCCGGUUGUCGGUUCGCCGCAACGCUCUGUGUUACCGCAAACCUCGCCUAGUCGGAUUCCAUUAGAAAAUAAUACGGGAACGGUGACGCUCUCAGAGAGCCAAACCGCGAAGCUUCGUGCGGACCUGGCAGUGGUGGAGGGCAACAUGAGCGUGAUGAGCGACAUGCUCAACGAGCUCACUGCGCAGCCGUACACACAGCAUCAUGACUCCGAUAUACAGCUGUUGGACGAGUUGGCGGAGACGCUGCGUGCGAUGCAGACGCGCGUGGCCGAGCUGGCGGGGCGCGUGGCCGACGAGUGCCCGCUCACCGCCGCGCUGCUGCUCACCAACGACCAGCUGCACAACCUGCUGCUGCGACACGCGCGCUUCACCAGCAACCGAAACGCAGCAACAGGCGUCGCAACACCGUCCGCCAUUUUGGGUGCCGCCAUGGGAGUGCCCGGAACCGUUUCUCCCCCGAAACAAGAUGAUGAUGCCUUGAUCGACCUAAGCGAUGACGUUCCUGAUAUUGCCAAACUAAGUGUAAAGGAUAACCACGAAGAAAAGUCUCCGAGCGGCUCUAAGGACGAGUUUGAUAUGUUUGCCCAGUCCCGUAAUGUUUCCUACGAAACUACUAAAACUGGCGGAAGCAGCUACGCGGAUAAUUUGGAAGAACAAGCCACGGCUGGAUUGGCGACCAUCGCCAGCACUAGACCCACUCAAGCACAGGCUCUUCCGUCGGGAAUGGAUCAAAGAGAAAUUGAUGAGAUAUCCGCUUGGUUAGAACAAGAGAAGGCGGCAACAGAAGCGACAGGGCAAGAGUCUGUAACAAGCAGUGACUUCGAGAAGUUCCUCGCGGAACGAGCCGCAGCCGCUGACACUUUGCCACCAGCCAACACUAACACUAACACCAACACUAACAACACGACACCAACACCGGCCGCGAGACACAGGCAGAUUAACAAGGAUCAAGACUCUAUGUUCGCGCUAUAAAGCGAUAUAACGACAGAGUCCUGUUAGAGAAAUAAAUGUCACUAACAGAUCAUGAUCAGGACUCUAUGUUCGCGCUGUUGAAGAUAUGAAUUGGGGGAGGGGGGGGUCUAAAUCAAUAAUUAACAAAUACAAAUGGAAGAUUUAGUGGGUCGGGCUAUUGCUGAAUCAAUAAAUGAAGUAUAUAAAAAUAUGAAGGAUCAAGACUCUAUGUUUGCACUGCAAAUAAAAUAAAUCGUUAUAAUGUCACUGGCUGAUAAAUUAAAAAGAAUGAAAUAAAACAUAUUUGCGCUAUAAACUGCAGCAUAGUGUUUCUGUGUGUGCAAACUAGGCAUAAUUAUUAUAAAUACCCACCCACAGAUUAACAAGAAACAAUUGAGAAGACAAAAAAUGAAUUUAUAUUAACUUGAUAUCCGUUACUUUGUAUUACCGUGGGUCCCUCUAAAAUACCAAAUAGAUUAUAAUCAAUAUCCAAAUGAACAACUAUCACAACUCCAUAUUCGCGCUAAAAAUUUUAAUAUUACUUAUAAUUAUGUUUUAAGCUAUUGCAUAUAGCUUCUAUCGCGGGCCUUGAGCGCGGGGACCGAAUCGAGAUAUUCCGUAACGAAAAAACCUCACGCUCCCCACUCCG